Rhodamnia argentea is the source of this 5708-nucleotide messenger RNA. RefSeq lists its product as uncharacterized. The transcript has 7 exons. NCBI's taxonomy places the organism in Eukaryota, Viridiplantae, Streptophyta, Magnoliopsida, Myrtales, Myrtaceae. The coding region runs from base 6 to 5708 and encodes 1900 amino acids. Gene Ontology annotation, molecular function: ATP hydrolysis activity; ADP binding. The record is from RefSeq and is a predicted model, not a curated record.
GCAAAAUGUCGAUCGAUCCUGCCCUUCCUGUUGCAUCUUUUGCAUGGGAUAUCUUGAAGCGGGUAGUUGUUCCCGUCAAGCGCCAAUUCGGAUACGUGAUCUCCUCCAAGAGCUACGCCCAGGAUCUUCAGAAGGAAGUCGGGAAGCUGGCGUACGAGGCUGAGAGGAUCCACAAUGCCGUCGAAGUGGCCAGAAACAAUAUUCGGAUGGUCUACAGUCAAGUCACCGAUUGGCACGAGAGUGCAGAGAAGGCCUUGAAGGAGGCGGGAGAGCUGUUGGGAGAGUUUGAAAAGGCGAGCAAGAGUUGCUGCUACGGGACUCUUCCCGACCCCAACUGUCGCUAUCAGUUCAGCAGAAAGGCCAAGGAAAAGAUCGAGCUCCUUCAGCGACUCGCUCGAGAAUGCAGUGAAUUCAAGGAUAUUUCCUUCAGUGGUCCUGCUCCGGGGAAUGUGGCUGCUCCGACUCCGGCCAGGAGAGAAGGCAAAGAUGUCGUACAGUCGACCACCGCGGUGGCCUCAGCUCCUUUUGCCUCGAUGUCAAUUAAGCUUAAGGACGACGGGAUGGUCCAAUCCAGAGAAUUGAUCAUGCAGGAGAUCAUGGCUGCUCUUGCUGAUAACAACAAUAGCGUGGUCGGGAUUCACGGAAUGGGCGGGGUCGGCAAGUCCACCCUAUUGGACGACGCCGAAAGGAGGAUAAAGAAAGCGAAGUUGUUUGAUUGGGUCGCUAAGGCCGACGUGUCGGAAAAUCAAGACAUCAAGAGGAUUCAAGGAGAGAUUGCGCACGCGUUGGACCUGGACAUAAAGGAUGUGGAGUACGUCAAUUCGCGAGCGGAACGUCUGCGCACGAGGUUGGAAAAGGAGGUGAGGGAGAAGAAGAAGGUGCUCAUAAUACUGGACAACCUGUGGAAAGGGCUUGACUUGAAGUCAGUAGGCAUUCCUUGCGGACACGACAACAAAGUCAUAGGAUGCAAGUUGCUGUUGACUUCAAGAUUCCAAGAUGUUUUGAGUAGGGGUAUGGGCUGCGACAGGGACUUCCUCCUCGAUGCGCUGAAGGAGGAAGAGGCAAAACGACUGUUUGAGAGGACGGUGGGCGACAAAGUUCAUCACGAUCCAUUCAAAUCCUUGGUGGAUGAAGCACUCAACAAAUGUGCAGGUUUGCCUUUCCUAAUUAUUGCAAUGGCGAAUGUUUUUAGAGACGCGGAUUUUCGCGAAUGGAAGGAUGUUUUGAGACAAAUCGAGAUGUCUACAAACAGAGGACUCAGUGAGACGAUAAACGAGAUGUUGCAGUUGAGCUAUGAUCGUUUCAAAGGGGAGGAUGGCAAGGAGGUGAAGUCAUUGUUACGCCUAUGUGUUGUUUAUGGUGUCUCUAAGCCCUCUCUUGAAAACUUGGUGAGGUAUGGCGUGGGUUCGAGGUUAUUUCGAGAAGAUAGCAGCAUGGAAGAAGUGAGAGACAGGUUGAGCUCACUGAUCCGAACCCUGAAAGCCUCAUCCUUUUUGUUAGAAGACAAUGAAGAUGUUGAUGGUUUCAAGAUACACGACUUGGUUCGUGGAUUCGUUGCCUCGGUGGCUUCAAGAGAUGACCCUCUUCUGGUGUUGAAAAAUCACGAUAAGUCGGUGAUAGAGUUGCCGAAGGACAAGCUGAAAAGUUGCACAUCGGUAUGCUUUCCCUACGUCGACAUGGAGGAGCUUCCUGAAGAGUUAGAUUGCCCUGAAAUGCGGAUCUUUUUGUUGUUCACAAACAAUGAAUCUCUUAAGGUCCCAGGCUCAUGUUUCAACUCUAUGAGAAAACUCAUGGUCUUACAUCUUUCUCGGGUGCGGCUCACUCGUUCACCUUCGCCAUUCCAGUUCUUGGAGAACUUACACACUCUGUGCCUAAAUGAUUGUUCGUUAGAGGAUGUAGCCAUGAUCAGCGAGCUAAAACGGCUAUGUGUUCUCAGCUUUGCGAACUCCAAAAUUCAACGAUUGCCAAAAGAAAUUGGACUAUUGGUGGAGCUGCGGUUGUUAGACUUAAACCAUUGCUCAAAACUUGAGAUAAUUGAACCGGGUGUGCUUGGGAGCUUGAUGAAAUUGGAGGAGUUGUAUAUGGAGAAUAGUUUUGAUCGUUGGAAUGCCGUGGAGCAAACUCCACCCACUAAUGCCGGUCUUAUUGAGUUGAAUAACUUGAAGAAUCUCUGCACUUUGCAUGUGUCCAUUCUCGAUCCGAGUGUGCUCCCGGAGGAUCUAAACGUCGAGAAACUAACCAAGUACCAAAUCUGGAUAGGUGAUGUGCCACGCGGGCGAAGUCGCAAUGUGUCGAGCACAUUGGAGCUGUCGAGCAUGUUGGAGCUUCAGUUGGAUCCAAUGAGCGAUAUUCUUCGGAAAGGAUGCAUACAGACUUUAUUAGGCAAAACCGACGGUCUCUUUUUAGACGGAUUAAAUGGAAUUGAGCAAAGUAUUUGCGCGUUAUCGCAGAAAGGCUUUCCGAAAUUAAAGCACCUACAGGUCGAGAAUAGUCCCUCUGUCCAUCACGUCCUCCAAUUACCAUCGCAUACAGAGUUUAAGAUGUUGGAGUCAUUAUUUUUCGAUAACCUCAUCAACUUGGAAAAGAUAUGCAGCAACCACAUCUCCUCCAAUUCCUUCAGUGCAUUAAAGGUAGUACGAGUUGAAAACUGUGACAAGAUGGAAGUUUUGUUUCCUCUUUCAUUAUUGAGAGAACUUCCACACCUUGAAGAGAUCCGAGUUGUCAGUUGUCACUUAAUGCGGGAGAUUGUAGAAGUGGAUGAUUGUGGCAAACUUGAGUUGCGGAAUUUGCAUGUCUUGAAAUUGCGUGAUCUGCCGAAUAUGAAGAACUUUUGCGCCGCCGGGAUGGCUCCUUCAAGUUGUACAUCAAAUGACCAUGUUGGCACUCAAGUUGCAUUCUUCAACGGGCAACAGGUUUCAAUCCCAUCCUUGGAGUCCUUGACAAUGGUUGGACUUCCCAAUCUGGAAGAUAUAUGGACCGAUGAAUCUCCGUUGGGGCUGAGCAGUCUCCAAUCUCUUGAGGUCUCUUCAUGCAAAUCUCUCUCAAAGGUCAUCAACUCCAGGUCACUAGUAAAACUACAAAAGCUACACACUUUAAAGGUAGAACAUUGCGUUGCGGUCCAAGAAAUUUUUGACCUCGAUGGACUAGGCGCCGAUGCAAAUAUUGAGACUCUCUCUGAGCUAAACACCAUCUAUAUAGAGAGAUUACCAAGCUUGAGGUGCAUAUGGAAUAAGAAUCCUUGUGGAAUUGUGAGAUUCCAUAAUUUAAAGCAAUUGAAGGUGUUUGGCUGUAACAACCUCGGGUUUCUGUUUUUCCCAUCCAUGGUUCAAUCUCUCCUACAAUUGAGAGAACUAGAGGUACAAGGUUGCAACAAGAUGGAGGCGAUUGUUAUAGAGGAUGAAGGGUUGAGAAUAGAAACAUCAGAAACUCUAGUAUUCUCGAUGUUAACCAAUUUAUGCGUUGCAGGUUUGGAAAGUUUGACGUGCUUCUCUCGCAGAAAGUGUUCACGAGAAGCUUGGAGUGAGGAUCGUGUCAAGUCAUGCUAUACUACCCUCUUCAAUCAAGAGGUCGCGUUUCCUAGCUUGGAGACAUUAGGCAUCUGGAAUAUGGAUAGCAUUGAGACAAUAUGGGACAAUCAAGUUGCUACGGAGUCUUUCCGCAAACUAAAGUCACUCAGCGUUUGUGGAUGCGACAAGCUAGUGAACAUUGUUCCUUCUCACAUUCUUGGACGGCUUAAGAGCUUGGAAAGUUUGGAUGUAGAAUCAUGUGAUUCGCUUGAAGUUGUUUUCAAACUGCAGCCAUUGAGUUCUCUAGAUGGACAUCCCAUUGCUCGUUUUCCAUUAAAAAAGUUGGAGUUAUGGGAAUUAUCAAAGCUAAAGCGUGUAUGGGAUAAGGAACUUCACAGUCAAGUCAAAUUCCAGUGUCUCCAUUCCGUUACCGUUUCCAGUUGCGAGAGCCUCACCUCUCUGUUUCCAGCUUCAUUAGCUCGAGAUCUAAUGCAACUUGAGGAGUUGAAGAUCAAUGGAUGUGGUGGCAUUGUGGAACUCAUCGAGAAGGAAGGACUAGUUCCCAGGGAUGUGUUCCCUAAGUUAACCUCCCUCGAGCUUAACCAUCUACCAGAGUUGAAAUGCAUCUACACAGGAACACAUGCUUUACGUUGGCCGGCAUUGAAGAUCUUGAAGGUGGAUGGCUGUAGCAAAGUGGAGAUACUUGCUUCGCAACUUGAGAAUGAGAUGCCACCUCAUAAACAACCUCUCUUCUUGAUAGAAAAGGGCGCAUUCUCAAAUCUGCAAGAGUUAAAAUUGGAUUUAUGUGGACGGAUGGAGAUAUGGCAUGGGCAUUCUCAUGACGGAGAAUUCUUCGGCAAGGUUAGAGUUCUCGAGCUUCAUCAUUUCUCGAAGGAAUCUGCAAUAUCCACAUGUGAUCUUGUUCAGAGUUUAGCCAACUUGCAAGAGCUGGUUGUACGCAAUUCUGAUAUAGAAGAGCUGAGCAACAUUGUGGAAGCCAAAGGAGGCCCAAGGCACGAGCUAAAAGUAAUACCACCAUUUUCCAGAUUUUUUCAACAUCUCAAGACUCUAGAUGUGUCAUUUUGUGAUGGGUUAUCAAAGAUGUUCACACCGACAAUAGCUGGAAAUUUGGUGGAACUCACGAAAUUGAGGAUAAGUAAAUGCAAAAUGUUGACAGAAGUCAUUUGUGACGAUGGAGGUGAGGAGGGGCUUGUGGUGGUUUUCAAUCAAUUGAAGUAUAUGGAGCUUGAUGGGUUGACGGGGCUGAGAUGUUUCAGCUCAAAUAAAUGCACUUUGAUGUUCCCACUCUUGGAAGAUGUCAUUGUGAGUGGAUGUCCCAACAUGAAGUCCUUCUCUGAGGGACCAAUAAAUACGCCAAAGUUGGAGAGAGUACAAGCAUCAACAGAAGCGUGGUUUUGGAAGGAAAACCUCAACAUCACCAUCCAAAAUAUGUUUAAAGAAAUGGCUACUGUUGCUGGAGUAAAGUCGAUGCGGCUGUCUGAGUUCCCUGAGCUAAUUGGAAAAUGGCAUGGCGAACUUAUUCCCAUCAAGCCCUCUUGGCAAUUAGAAUCACUGGUGGUGGAUAAAUGUCCUUUAUUUACUAACGCUAUUCCAUCCAGAUUGAUACCUGUUUUAAAUGAAGUGCAAGGAUUGCAAGUGCGCGAUUGCGAGUCGCUAGAAGAAGUAUUCAAUCUUGAAGGGUUAGAGGGCGUGCGAAGCACUCGGGUGCUACCUAGUUUACGACAUCUAGACUUGGUCAAUCUGCCAAAGUUGUGGCGACUAUGGAACAACCACCUCCGAGGGAUGCUGCGCUUCAAUAUGAUAUUUACCCUCACCCUUUAUAAAUGCAGCAACUUGAGACAUGCUUUCACUCCAUCGAUGGCUCGGUAUCUUGCCGGUCUGCGGUCGAUGGACAUAAAGGAGUGUGGUCAAAUGGAAGGAGUGAUCGCAGAGGAAGAAGGGCAAGGAAGCGCAGUGGCGAAGAUUAUAUUCCCGAAUCUUUAUCGGAUGGAACUGGAAUGUUUGCCUAAUAUCACUAGUUUUCUCUCGGGGAAGAAUCAUCGUCUGGAGUGCCCUAGUUUAGAAAAGUUGACCAUUGCCUACUGUCCCAAGAUGAGAAGCUUAACUAGGCAACCUUUGAUGGAGAUAGGCCACCGCACUUCUUCACUUUUUACUCCACAGAUAGGUGCCACCACUAACUAA